Molecule: messenger RNA, 450 nt
Organism: Entamoeba dispar SAW760
Lineage: Eukaryota; Evosea; Mastigamoebida; Endamoebidae
Exons: 1
Coding region: 1-450 (149 amino acids)
Source: RefSeq, a predicted model, not a curated record
AUGGUUGAAUUUAUUCCAUUUCAUAAGAAUGUUCAAAUGAUGAAAGUAGUUGGUGAAUUAGAAAUGACACCUGAUGGUGUAGGAUGUAAAAUAAAUGAAUUUCUUAUGGUUAUGUAUUAUCCUUGUAAAUCAGCAGAAGAAAUGCAAAACAUUGAAAAAAAUGGAUUUUCAAUGAGUGAAGGGAAAUUAGGAAAAGGUAUUUAUAUGUACAGAACAUAUAAAGAAGCAAUUAAAAAGAAUUCUGAUUAUUUAAUUUUUACAAGAGUUACAAAAGGAAAUUAUAAAGAUAUUUCAGUAAAUGAAUUAAAUUCAAUUGAUACAAAUGGAUUAGAUCGUGCUUGUUUGAUUAAUGGAGAAGAAAUUAUAGAUUGUAUUUAUAAUACAGCAAAUAUUGAUAUUAUUGCAUUUAUAGAAUUAGUACAUGAACAAGAAGUAAAAGAAUUAAACUAG